GCUUGGGCUCAGACUCGGGUUCCUGCCGGGUAGCAGACCCAAGGGCUGGUCCCGUAGCAGGACCAGGUCCAAGACCCACCACAGUCGGGAUGGCCCUCGCCAAGUCGCAGUGCCGCCGCCUUGAGGGGCGGGUCGCGGUCGUCACGGCGUCCACCGCCGGGAUCGGGCUCGGCAUUGCGCGCCGGCUUGGCCACGAAGGCGCCAGCGUUGUCGUUUCCUCGCGCAAGCAGAAAAAUGUGGAUGAGGCUGUGAACACCCUAAGGAGCGAGGGAAUCGAUGUGAUGGGCGCUGUGUGUCACGUGGGCAGCGCACAGCAAAGGAAAGCGUUAGUCAAGGCAACUGUCAAGGAUGCAGCUGCUCACAUAUCUCCAGGUUGCGGAUCUGUAAUUUUCAUUUCAUCUAUAUCGGCGUUUGAUCCCGCUCCGCCAAUAGCAACGUAUGCAAUCACGAAGACUGCUUUGCUGGGGCUCACGAAGGGCCUCGCGACAGAACUGGCGCCGGAGGUGCGCGUGAACUGUGUUGCCCCGGGAAUUGUUCCGACCAACUUCGCAGCUGCACUCGUAACAAGCGACGAAGCGAGGGAAGCCAGUGUGAGCAAGACAUUGUUGGGAAGGCUUGGCACUCCCGCCGAUAUUGGCUCGGUCGUUGCGUUCCUCGCAUCUGAUGACGCUUCCUACAUUACCGGCGAAACUAUCAUUGCGGCAGGGGGUAUGCAGUCCCGAUUGUAAAAGAUGGGCUUGAUCUGAUCUGUCCACUCGACGGAAGUCAGUUCAUCCGAUUCACUGUCUGCUGUUGAUUUCAAUAUUUUCGAGUCCUACUUUUGGUGUGAAUAUAGUCUGCUGUGUCGUGUUUGCUAAGCCUCCCUCGUCAGGCUUUGUCGUCACCGUUUCAUGUGUGGCAUUUCUUCACGUAUUCAGUUGUCGUAAUUUGGUGGGGUGGGGUGGGGUGGGGUGGGGGGGGAGAGGAACUUAAACCACCAGUACUUGGCCCGACUAUCGGCCAUGGAGAAAAAUAGAGUAGAAAUGUUACUAGUCGGAUGAAUCUGGGCACUCCUGUAGGGGCCUGCCCGUACGUUUCGAAAGCCGUGGUUGGUUUGUUAAUGGGUACAACUUUAGCAAGUACUGGUGGUUUUAAAAGGGUUUUCUAGCACUGUUGGAAUGGCCCCCCGGUAGUGUGCUUGUGCUUGCUCGCUUCUUCACAACUAUCAAAAAUUCAAAAUAUGUCAAAAGUAUGUUUGUGUUGUAUUGUUGUCCUAAUGGUCGCAGGUUCCCAUCUACUUCUGUUUUUCAGCCCGGAUACGGUGGAAACCUCUUGAGUCUGUCAGGGUUCGAACCUGAGUCUCUGGGCUAAACACUGUAUACAGUCUAUUGGUCUUGAGAACAUGGGCACACAUUUGCACAAAAUUGGAAAUAUUGUGUAUGUGUACUAUGUGACACUGUUUUUUUUUUUUUUUAAUGUGUGUGUGCUUGGCGCCCACCACCUAGAGAUAGACCACUGGAUCCCCCGAUCGGCAUUGAGCAGAGUCUGCUGAUGUUCGUAGGGGAGGGGACCUGAGGGGAGGCACAGGGAUUGGUCCUGUUGGCAUGGUCCCUGAUGCUACUGGCUCUCCCCUAGCCGGUAUCGCCCACCUGCAGGUCGGGAGCAGCCCCCGCAUGUUCUCUCGUGAACACAGUUCUGGAUGCUACGGGGUUCCCCUUAUGCCUACAAUUAAGAGUAGUGGUAGGUAGGUAGUGUGAGGUGAAAUUGAGAGAAGAACAUAGCUUUUUGAAAAAAAUAAAAAUAAAAAAAGUUGUGUGUGUGUGUGUGUGUGUAAUCAUUGUAAUGGGUCUGGCAAGUCACUUGUCUCCCUCCUGGCCAGACACAAUGAACUUUUUUUUUGUUUUUUUUUGGUUGGUUGGUUGGUUGGUUGGUUGGUUGGUUGGUUAGAGGAGAAGAUAAAUCUGAGGAUUAGAACUUAGGGUCUCGUUAGACGCUCCUAAAAGAAUCCUAAAAUUUUUAGGACGACUCCUAAAGGUUUUUUAGGAUUUCGUGCGGCGUCGUUACGCGCAGUCCUAAAAAUCAUCUUUUAGGAUUCGUCCUAAAAGGUCUCCGCGGCCUGUUUUCAUAUUCGUAUACGCAGCGGCGUCGCCGAUGUCCGUCGGGUCCUGGCUGGUGUUCGUAUUACACACUGCGGAGGCCUUGGGCGGGUGAGGAGGGGUGGGUGAAAAGCGCGGUCAACCCGAGCUUCAAAAAUUCAAAUUCGAAUUCUCGCGGACGCAGGGUGGCGGGGCGGAGGACGGCCAGGCGACGCGUGUGACGUACAAACGACGGCGCUGGCGAACCGUUCGGCGUGGAUAUCUGUCUUCCGACUCCACGCAAGUUGUGACCAGCGGGGGCAUCUUCCUGCAAGGCGCAUCUUCACCUCCGCCGUGCGUGCUGUCCUGUGGAAGCGUAGAGCAGCGGGCGCGUGGGUUGGUGCGAUCGGCAGGCGGGUGGAAUUGACACGUGGCCCGUGUCCAUUGGCGUCUUGCACGAAGUUGCUGGGUCGAUUGUAUGGCGGCAUGGUUGUCGUCUGUGACUUCCUUUCUUGUUUUCAUCGUGUGGACGGUUGCGUGGUUCG
Chara braunii is the source of this 2599-nucleotide messenger RNA. NCBI's taxonomy places the organism in Eukaryota, Viridiplantae, Streptophyta, Charophyceae, Charales, Characeae. The record is from the annotation of a GenBank genome assembly.